Pogona vitticeps (central bearded dragon) is the source of this 4077-nucleotide messenger RNA. The record is from RefSeq and is a predicted model, not a curated record. Lineage: Eukaryota; Metazoa; Chordata; Lepidosauria; Squamata; Agamidae.
GGAAGUGGCUCUGGAUGGUUAGCAACGGGGCUGGUUGCUAACGAAGGAGGCGGAGGGGAACCGGGCCGCGAGAACAAAGCAAGGAAGACAGAUUUAGGCUUUGCCAUCCACAUCCUAGCCAUGUUGGCUACAGCUGAUGAAACAUCAGAGGACCUGCCAGUGAGAGAUGUAGGCCUGGGUCUUGGAGGGCUGCAAGAAUCAGCAACAGCCCAGAACAUGAAGGCUCGGCAGGCCGUUUCCCGCAUCAGCCGAGAGGAGCUGGAAGACCGGUACCUCCGCAUGCACGAAGAGAACAUCUUACUCAAGCAGCAUGGUCGCAAACAAGAGGAUAAAAUUAAAAGGAUGGCCACCAAGUUAAUACGGCUAGUGAAUGACAAGAAGAGAGCUGAGCAAGCCGGCGGCGGCCCCAAGCGGCUGGGCCACGAGGUCGAGAUGGAGGAAGUGAUUGAGCAGCUGCAGGAGAAGGUCCGGGAGCUUGAGAAACAGAAUGAAGCCAUUCGCCACCGGCUGAUUUCAACCAAGCAGCAGCUGCAGCUUCAGGGCCACAGGCACGCACCCUACAGUUACGUCCAGGCACGCGUCAACACGGGCCUCAAAAAAGGGACCGAGGGUGUGGGCGCCCAAGGGCACGUAAGGAAAGGAAUGAGAUUGCAGGAUCUAGAUGUCCAGCCUUUGAAAUCCCCACAAGCGUUGCCACCCAAAUAUGGACACCAUUUACUCGAAGAAGCAAGAGCAGAGAUAAGAAACUUAGAGAACGUGAUUGAAUCACAAAAGCUGCACAAUGAAGAGUUAUCAAGUACAGUGGAAAUGCUCAAAAGUGAGUUAAAGAAGAAAGAAGAAGAUUUUGACGAUGCUCUUCUACAAAUGAAAGAGCAGCAAGCUACAGGUCAACGGUUAAGCAUUCGGGACAAUGUUGAAAUGAUCAAACUCCACAAGCAGUUGGCGGAGAAAAGCCGUGAGAUGGCAGCUGUGGAAGACAAAAUGCUUCAACUUCAAGAGAAUCAAAGGAAUCUGAAAGCUAGCCACGACGCGCUCAUGGCAAAAGGCGACGAACUCAACUUGCAGCUCAAAGAGGAACGUUCAAGGUGCCUCCAGCUGGAGAGAGAGCUGCACGCCGCAACGUUUUCAAAACGACGGUUAGAAGAGCUGCAAGACAGAAUUAAUGAUUUGGAAAAAGAGAGGGACCUUUUAAAAGAAAACUAUGAUAAGUUAUAUCACAGUGCCUUCGGCAUGACCCACGACCAGCACUGGAAGUUCAAGGAGCAGCAGCUGAAGCUGCAGAUCGCUCAGCUGGAAGCUGCUUUAAAGUCGGACUUAGCAGAUAAAAACGACAUCCUGGACAGAAUAAAAGUGGAACGAGAACAAAAUGAAAAAUUGGCCCAGGAGAAUCAAGAGCUACGACUGCGCUAUUUAGAACAAAAGCAACAGCUGGACAAAUUGAAGAACCGCUUGAAGUUUUUCAGCAAAGAAAGCGACAUUGAUGUGGCCGAACUGAGCGAAGCUCUCAUGCUUGCAAAGGUCCGGAAGCAGCAAGCAAGUGGAAACCUGAACUUUGUGGAGAAAGUAGAAGAUGAAGUCCAGAAGGACCUGGAACGAUCUAUGCGUGAGCUGCAGGCAACCCAUGCGGAGACCGUUCAAGAACUUGAAAAGACCCGCAACAUGUUAAUCGUGCAGCAUAAAAUUAACAAAGAUUAUCAGGCGGAAGUGGAAUCUGUGACACGGAAGAUGGAAGCUGUGCAGCAGGAUUACGAGUUAAAGCUGGAACAAUACGUCCACCUUCUUGAUGUUCGAGCUGCACGUAUUCGGAAAUUGGAAGCCCAGAUGAAAGAUAUUGCGUAUGGUACCAAACAGUACAAGUUCAGACCAGAAAUCAUGCCGGAUGAUCCAGUGGAUGAGUUUGAUGAAACCACCCACUUGGAGCGAGGAGAGAACUUGUUUGAAAUUCACAUCAGCCGAGUGGUAUUUUCUGAUGAAGCUGCCCACUCUUUUGAGGACCGGGAGCCUGCGACCUUCUGCACCUACGCCUUCUACGAUUUUGAACUCCAGACAACUCCGGUCGUCCGGGGCCUUAGCCCAGCCUAUAACUUUACUUCUCAGUAUCUCGUGAGGGUGGAUGACUUAUUUCUGCAAUAUUUGCAACAAAACAGUGCCACCCUGGAAAUCCACCACGCUUAUGGUGUGGAUUUUGAGACAGUGGGAGCUUGCCAGCUUAGAUUCCACGAGGUGUUGGACAAAGCCGGCCGGAUCUACAGCUCAGCCAUUUUAGUUGGAGUUGGCAGAGAGAUCCAGAACUAUGGCACGGUGGAAUACUGGCUCAGGUUACGAGUUCCCAUGGACCAAGCAAUCAGACUGUAUAAAGAACGGGCAAAAGCUCUCGGAUACAUAGCAACAAACUUAAAAGAUCAGCCGGCAUUCAGUCCAACCCAGGCCAGCAGUUCAGCAGACGGGAACUUAAAUGAACUCCACAUUACAAUCAAAUGUUGCCGAGAUCUGCAGUGCCGGAAGAGUGACCACCAACCCAACCCGUAUGUGGUCUACAAGUUCUUUGAUUUUGCAGACCACGACACCACCAUCAUUCCUAGCAGCAAUGACCCAGAGUUUGCUGACCACAUGUGCUUCCCAGUGCCCAUGAACAGUGACCUUGACCGCUACCUGAGAUCAGAAUCCUUAAGGCUCUAUGUCUUUGAUGACAGCGAAACAGAAGAUGGGGUUUACAUCGGAAAAGCAAAUGUGCCUUUAAUUUCAUUAGCACACGACAGAUACAUUUCAGGUACCUUUGAACUAACAGACUUUGAAGGCCGUUCCACUGGUACAAUUGCCAUUGAGUUGAAGUGGAAGUUUUCCUACCUCCAACCGGCUGAUUACGUUUUAGCGACAGACCUAUCAGACUACAUCCAGAAUGAGAAACCAGUGAAGGGUCAAGGAGAAGGACCAGUACCACCUUCUGCUUUCUCCUCGCCAGCCGUGAGGCCCCAGCCUAAGCCAAGGCGGCGCACAGCAGCAACGGACAAGAAGGUGUCGUUUGUGGGUGUGGCCACGCUGCCGGAUUCAAGUCCUCUUCCUGAAAAAGAAAAUAAAGAAACUGAGCAGAACAUGAAAGACGAAAAGCUCAUUGUUUCAGACAUUCCAGAGACCGAACCAGAAACACAAGCAGAUGAGAGAGCGAGGGGAUCUACGGCCAACAUGCAAGAGGACCAGGAAGAGCUUGCUCAGCUCUCCGAAGGUCAGUUUGCUGACCAGAGUUCUGUGUCUUCGGGAGACGAAACUGAAAUUACUGAGGAAUUGGAACCAGGAGCAGAAGAAGAUGACAGAGAGAGGAUGGAUGCUGUCGAAUCCGUAACAGAUAGUGAUGACUGCAUUGUUCCAAGUCCCGUGUCCGCGAGCCUCAAUCAGUCUGCUGAUAAAAUCCGGGUUGAAAUAGUCUCGCUCAGCCUCACGGACAGCCAGAUUGCGAGGGAUGACACCAUACAGCGGCUGUUUGUAGAAUGCAAGAUCUCUACUUUUCCGGCUUAUGAAACGCCAGUAUCGCUUCCGAAACCCAGGAUUGGACAGUGGGUCUACUACAAUUACAGCCAUGUGAUGCAUGUAGAUGAAGCAAACAAUAAAACGAGACGAGAUUUCCUCAAGGCCGUAGUCCAAGGAUCGGAGCCCAGCCCUGGAAGCAUACGAUUCACGGUGGUCACUGACCCCCCAGAGGACGAACAAGAUCUUGAGUGUGAAGAUAUUGGCUUUGCCUACAUCAGCCUGAGUGAUAUAUUUAGGAAAGGACGAGACAUGAUGGAAGAAGACAUCAAUGUUGUCAAUACGCAAGACGAUGGAGCAGUAAUUGGAAAGCUCAGAGUAACCGUGGAAGCCCUCCACGCUCUGCGCUCGGUCUACAAGGAGCGUGGAAAUGGACGGGAGACUCAAAAAUAAGCCCUUCGCAGCAAUGGGAAAAAGGGAUUUACAUAUUUCAGCUCCUGGCAAUCAGAGUGUAAAACAACACUCUAAAAGAAUCGAUCAGAUUAUCUCGCACUCAAGGCUGGGCCACUUGUUCCCACCCCCACCCUCUUUAAAUCAUGUUGAAAACUUAAAUAA